UCUUGGAAGGCGAUCGGGAGGCCCGUGCCAGGGACUAGAAGGCAAAGUACUGCGGGUCUCACUCUGAGUUGGGUGCGGAGGUCAGAGCCUCCUUCCCUGACUCGUCCCUCUUCACUUCAGAGAGCUAUUUCCAAACCCCGCCACCACUCACUGACGCCGCCAGGGAUCCUGGGGUGAAUUAUUCCAGGAAGUUUCAAUGAGAAAGCCGAAAAACUAAGUCACUCCUGGCCAGCCAAGCCCAGUGACGGAAAGUGCUGCGCCCACGCUGGUGAGUUGCGGGAUUUCUCUGGGAAGAGUAAGGAAAGUAGAGACCUUUGGGGACCUGGUAGCCUGGCUCUCUCUUCCGCAUGGCUUCAUCCAGUGACUCUAGCAAUGUCUGCUCCAAUGUCAUCGACCACAACCACGUCCGCGAAUUUGAGGUGGCCCCUUGGAUCAAAAUCACCCUCAUCUUGGUGUACCUGGUCAUCUUCGUGGUGGGCAUCUUGGGCAACAGCGUCACCAUCAGGGUCACGCAGGUAUUACAGAAGAAAGGGUAUUUGCAGAAGGAGGUGACAGAUCACAUGGUCAGUUUGGCUUGUUCAGAUAUUUUGGUCUUUUUGAUUGGCAUGCCCAUGGAGUUCUACAGCAUCAUUUGGAACCCCCUGACCACACCCAGCUACCCGCUGUCCUGUAAGCUCCACACGUUCCUCUUUGAGGCAUGCAGCUACGCCACCUUGUUGCACGUGCUGACUCUCAGCUUUGAGCGCUACAUCGCCAUUUGUCACCCCUUCAGGUACAAGGCCGUGUCUGGACCUUGCCAGGUGAAACUGCUGAUUGGCUUCGUAUGGGUCACCUCCGCCCUGGUGGCGCUGCCCUUGCUCUUUGCCAUGGGUAUCGAGUACCCCCUGGUGUCUGUGCCCACCCACAGAGGACUCAAUUGCAACUUCACUCGCACCCGCCACCACGAGCAACCUGAGACCUCCAAUAUGUCCAUCUGCACAAACCUCUCCAGCCGCUGGACCGUCUUCCAGUCCAGCAUCUUUGGGGCCUUCGCGGUUUACUUGGUGGUCCUGGUGUCUGUGGCUUUUAUGUGUUGGAACAUGAUGAAAGUGCUUAUGAGGAGCAAGCGGGGCACUCUGGCAGGGGCCGGGCCACAGCUGGAGCUGAGGAAGUCAGAGAGCGAGGAAAGCCGGACAGCGAGAAGACAGACCAUCAUAUUCCUGAGACUGAUCGUGGUGACACUGGCUGUGUGUUGGAUGCCAAAUCAGGUUCGGCGGAUCAUGGCUGCUGCAAAACCCAAACAUGACUGGACCAAGUCGUACUUCAAGGCAUACAUGAUCCUUCUCCCCUUCUCCGACACGUUCUUCUACCUCAGCUCUGUCGUCAACCCUCUCCUCUACAACGUGUCCUCUCAGCAGUUCCGGAAGGUGUUCUGGCAGGUCCUCUGCUGCCGGCUGACUCUGCAGCACGCCAACCACGAGAAACGCCUGCGUGCCCACUUCAGCUCCACCAAGGACAGCACCCGCUCCGCCCGCAGCCCCCUCAUCUUCCUAGCCUCCCGGCGGAACUCUUCCUCCAGGAGAACGAACAAGGUUUUCCUAAGCACUUUUCAGCCCGACGCCAGGCCUGGAGAGGCUAAGCCCCAGCUCUCGAGUCCUGAGUCACCGCAGACAACUGAUUCCACCACGGAAAAUGGUUUCCAGGAGCAGGGGGUGUGAGCAUCAAGUUCACAGGCCUUGAGCAGAAACUGACUCUUCCCUCCCACAAAAGCAAAGUCACCUUCAGGCAGCAGUCCCCGAAUAGACAGUGACUCCAUUAGGGACAGGAUGGAAGCUCCGGGCUUUGGGAAGGGCAGAUGCAUAUCUCAAUGACUUCUAAGGGCUGAUUCUUUCAGAAUGGCCUUGGCGGUGGUUACACGGAUUGGGAUGGGAAGAGCUGGGAAUUUUGCUCCACGCGUUUUCUUCAACUACCCAUGGAAAUCCAGACUGAAUUGGUUCAGAGCUUACAAAGUAUUUGUGCAUGGCAGUCUUGCAUUACUUGAAAGGGAACAAAAGACCCUUUUGUCUACCCAGAAUAGAAGGACACCCAGCAGAGACUCAGGGAGGUGAGAGAGUGCGGGCCAGACAGAUGAUGCAGCAGGGGUUGGCAUCUCCUUUAGCUUCAGCAGUGCGCCAAGCAGAGGGCUAAGUUGAAGAGCAGGGCGGUGGUGAGAAGCCCUGGUCUCAUGGCCGAGGCAGAAUUGCCUCUUUUCUUGGGCCUCGGCCCAUUGCAAAGAGGGGUGUUGCAGCAGCUGAUACACACGGAGUUCAGUUUCCCAGGGGAACAGAAGGACUGGUACCCAGCCGAGGCGAUGAGGCAGGCUGCUGACGAUGCGCACGACUUCCGGUACAUGAUCCCUGCAACACAGGCCCCGAAAGGUGGGGUUAGCAUGUGAGGCCUGCAGUCCAGCCAUCGCUGUGAACCCAAAUCUGAGUGCAUAGCUUUCCAUAACUCCUCCCACAGAAAGGGUUAGAAAGGGUUCUUGUCUCCUGAGCUAGGAGAUGGCUCGGGCUACAAGAACUCCCAGAUUCACUGCAGCCUGAGAGUUCUUUUGGGCGAUUGCAUGGAGGUCACACAGAACCUGUGGGGAAUGUGACAGACACUGCUUCGCUUCUGAUAAAUUGUUCUGGCAACUAUUUUAGUUGCUAUAUCCACGAAUAAAGAGCUAUUAAAAUCCAA
This is a messenger RNA of Myodes glareolus (Bank vole), 2697 nucleotides long. RefSeq names its product G protein-coupled receptor 39 (gene Gpr39). Gene Ontology annotation, cellular component: membrane. Gene Ontology annotation, molecular function: G protein-coupled receptor activity. Gene Ontology annotation, biological process: G protein-coupled receptor signaling pathway. The record is from RefSeq and is a predicted model, not a curated record. NCBI's taxonomy places the organism in Eukaryota, Metazoa, Chordata, Mammalia, Rodentia, Cricetidae.